Messenger RNA from Momordica charantia (bitter melon), 1399 nucleotides. Its product is annotated as E3 ubiquitin-protein ligase RMA1H1. Gene Ontology annotation, molecular function: ubiquitin protein ligase activity; metal ion binding. NCBI's taxonomy places the organism in Eukaryota, Viridiplantae, Streptophyta, Magnoliopsida, Cucurbitales, Cucurbitaceae. The record is from RefSeq and is a predicted model, not a curated record. Gene Ontology annotation, biological process: ubiquitin-dependent protein catabolic process. Gene Ontology annotation, cellular component: endoplasmic reticulum.
CACUGAAUCUCAACUUUCGAGAAUCGUUCUCGACUUUUUUUUUUUUUGUUCUCUCUUCUCAACUUUUCUUUCGCUGUGAUUGUGCACAUGGAGGUGGAAGUUUCGACUCUUCUUUCCAAUUGUUUUAGUCUUUCUCGAUUUCUUGGAUUUCCUGGUGGCAUUUCUCGUUUUCGAUCAACUUUUUUAUGGCUUUAAUUGGUCGAGAGAAGCCAUGGAAGCUUCGGCUUUUUGAUAUGAUUUGUUUUAAUUUUGAGAAUUGGGAAUGCGUAUUUGGCUGUUCGGAUGGUAAUUCCAAUUCAUUUGGGUUCUUUUGAGGAAAGCUGGAAGGUGAUUCAGUUUUAUAUGGAGUGACCACUUGUUGUUCUGUUUGUAAUUUUCAUUUCUAGAUGGAGCCCUAAACACUGAACAGGGGAGGGAAAGGGAAAAGUGAUGUCUACACUCUACGAGUGAUCCAGAAUUUCAGAGAAAUAACUGGAGUUGCUUGAGCAAUCCAUGGCCUUUGAGCAGUACUAUGCGCAUGGAUGGAAACAACACGUCUCUAGUACAGGGGGAACAGAUCGAGAAAACUACAAAGGUUGCUUUGAUUGUAACAUAUGCUUAGACUUUGCCCAUGAGCCAGUGGUCACUCUGUGCGGCCACUUGUACUGCUGGCCUUGCAUCUAUAAAUGGCUCCACGUCCAGAGUGCCUCUCUUGCCACUGAUGAGCACCCGCAAUGCCCUGUUUGCAAGGCUGAUAUUUCCCACACCACAAUGGUUCCUCUCUACGGCCGUGGCCAAUCUGCCGAGGAAGUCGAGCCGGAGGCCAAAGCAAUCCAUCGAGACAUUGAUAUACCUCCAAGACCAUCAGCUUGUGGUAACCAUAUGCUUGCUACUCCCAGCAUAGACCACCAACAGCAGCAGCUUCCAUAUCGAAAUCCUUACCAGCGACCAAACCAUGACCCUCUUCUUUUCAGCAAUUAUGAAGAAGACUCAUCAGCAGCUCCAUUGCUGAACCUUGCAAGAACUUCAUUUAGCAAUUUUCACCAUCCAGUGGUCGGGAUGAUCGGCGACUUGAUGUAUACGAGGGUGUUCGGGAACUCGGAAAACUUGUAUUCUUAUCGAAACUCUUACCAUGUAACAGGGAGCAGCAGUAACCGGUUGAGAAGACAGGAAAUGCAGGCAUCCAAGUCAUUGAACAGAAUCUCCAUAUUCCUCCUCUGCUGUGUCAUUCUGUGUGUUCUCGUCUUCUGAUGAUCAUAUUCUGUUGCUGGAAAGUGGAAACUACUCCCCCAUUCUCAACACAACAAAGAAGAUACAAAUAAAAUACAUUGUUGUCUUUGUAUUCUAGGCUUUUGGAAGUAAUAAGCUCAUGGACGUAUAAUCUGUUUAUAUGUAUAAAAUAGUAUUAAUAUUUAACUGA